This is a messenger RNA of Nematostella vectensis (starlet sea anemone), 2595 nucleotides long. Its product is annotated as DELTA-alicitoxin-Pse2b. The transcript has 4 exons. The record is from RefSeq and is a predicted model, not a curated record. Lineage: Eukaryota; Metazoa; Cnidaria; Anthozoa; Actiniaria; Edwardsiidae. Bases 1 to 1431 code for a protein of 476 amino acids.
AUGGCAGUAAUUCGAAAAGAGGUCAAGGUUAAACUGUCGUGCCAACGGAAAGGUCAAGUAAUCUGUCAAGUCUUUGUGCUUUUUGGUGCUUUGAUUGGUGAUAUAGAAACAGGGCACCGGUUGAUAGCAGAGAUUCUAGUCCCUUUUGCUGCGGUUCUUCUUUCCCUGGCGCCUUACUGUCACGCAGAUGCCUCCAUCCCACUUGGCAAAGGCCUCGGAGUGUACAGCACGGAUCUCUUCUCAAGUAACCUCCCUGAAGAUGGCACCACUGUCUUAGACCUCGACCCUGCGUGCAUCAAAGAAAACCCCAUCGACAAGGAUCAGUAUAAUGAUCAAUAUUACUCGUCCACCAAACAGGUCUACGAGGACCUGGGCGGCGCCAUGGGCUUGGAAUAUGACCUACUGGCAGACUACACCUUGAAGAAGUCCCUGGGGGCCCUUACAGGCAUCGACUCCAGUAAACCGGUUACAGGCUACGCCAUUACCCUGGGCUAUCACACCAAGGAUCGCUCUAUCUCAAGCGAGUGCUUGGUUGAGCCAAAGUUCACGGCGGACCUACUAGGGAGAUUCAAAGCCUUGCCGUCGACGGUCCCCAAGCCGUACAAAUCAGUUUCCUGGACCGAGUACGAGGACUUUGUCAAGAGGUUCGGCACACACGUGGUAACGUCGGCACUUCUUGGCUCGUUCAUUUGUCAGUACGCAUUCGCAAGGGGCGACAAAAGGUACAGCAUGGAUGAUCUAAAGGUGAAGGCUUGCGCAUUGUUUUCCAAGGACCCGGAUGGUAUCCCUGCAUGCCGGAGGGUCACGGAGGACCAGCUUGGCAAGGUGAAUGGUAUGGAGAUGAAUAGCAAGACCGUGAUCCGCGGAGGAACUGUCGACACGCGCAGCAAACUCUUGUUCAGCCGAACCAAGGAACUCUUAGAAACGUUCAAGUCAGAAGCAAAGAACUCCACGUCUCCCAUUUCUUAUAUCCUCUCCCCCUUAUGGCGAUUGCUAAAGAUGAAGUUUCAUGGCACUAAACAUUACGCCAAGGCCAAAAACCUGGAAGAAUUCUACAAAGGAAUGCUUAACUUUGGCUGUCCUUACAAGGAAAUUGGCGGGAAAGAGAUGCAGGUGUUCGAGAAGACUCCGCAAAGCCCCGACAGUAACCCGACGUACCAAUGCAAGCUAAGACAGCAAGGGUGCCUCGCGGACAAAGACUGCCACUAUGUUCCUCUACUCUCCUGCUCUUGUAAUGGUCCCACGUGCAUCGAGCACAAGACAGUGGAGCGUGGAGACGGCACGGUCAGGAAGGAGCCGUACGCGUGGCAUAACAAGAGGGAUGAGGCGAGGGGAUGUAGCUACUCCAUGUUCCUGCCAGGCUGCGCGUGCAAGACCAAGGCUGGGUUUGACGUCAUCUGGUACAACAACAAGAAACACGACUACGCGUAACUGGGAUUUUUGUACGUGACCUCGUGUGCGUGACCUUCUUAACGUGACAUCGUGUUGUGACCUCAUUUUCUGACCUUUUGUACGUGACAGCGUGUCGUGACUUCAUCUUCGAGACUUUUGUAUGUGACAGCGUGUCGUGACCUCAUCUUCUAGCCUUUUGUACGUGACCUCAUCUUCUAGCCUUUUGUACGUGACAUCGUGUUGUGACCUCUUUUCCUGACCUUUUGUACGUGACAGCGUGUCGUGACCUCAUCUUCUAGCCUUUUGUACGUGACAUCGUGUUGUGACCUCUUUUCCUGACCUUUUGUACGUGACAGCGUGUCGUGACCUCAUCUUCUGGCCUUUUGUACGUGAAAGCGUGUCGUGACCUCGUCUUCUGGCCUUUUGUACGUGAAAGCGUGUCGUGACCUCAUCUUCUAGCCUUUUGUACGCGAAAGCGUGUCGUGACCUCGUCUUCUGGCCUUUUGUACGUGAAAGCGUGUCGUGACCUCAUCUUCUGGCCUUUUGUACGUGAAAGCGUGUCGUGACCUCAUCUUCUAGCCUUUUGUACGUGAAAUCGUAAACAUAAUGCACGUGAAUUUUCGUACGUGGAGUUUUGUACGUGACUUUUUGAUCAUGGGUUUUUGUACGUGGCCUAAUCACGUGACCUUAUGUAUGUGACUUUGUCUACGUUAUCUUAUGCCCAACACUGUUUAUGUAUGGUUUUAUGAUAUUUCAGGCUGUGAUGUAUUAUAAAUAUGUGUCUUAUGUAAAGUAUUAAAAUUCAGACUGUGGAAGGUGGAGUCAUUGCGAGCCAGUGGGCUGGAGAUAGUAAAACAGGAUAAAGUGCGCUAGUCAUUCGAGCCAGUGGGCUGGAGAUAGUAAAACAGGAUAAAGUGCGCCAGUCAUUCGAGCCAGUGGGCUGGAGAUAGUAAAACAGGAUAAAGUGCGCUAGUCAUUGCGAGCCAGUGGGCUGGAGAUAGUAAAACAGGAUAAAGUGCGCUAGUCAUUGCGAGCCAAUGACUAGCGCACGACCGUUAAGCGGUUGCACGAUAUGACGGUAAUUGUCAGACAAGACAGACAAGCUGUAGACUAACUAGGUGGACUGACUAGAAAGACUACAGACAAGCUGUAGACUAACUAGGUGGUCUGACUAGAAAGACUACAGACAAGUUGUAGAAUAAC